Branchiostoma floridae (Florida lancelet) is the source of this 1263-nucleotide messenger RNA. RefSeq names its product zinc finger protein 723-like. Lineage: Eukaryota; Metazoa; Chordata; Leptocardii; Amphioxiformes; Branchiostomatidae. Gene Ontology annotation, cellular component: nucleus. Bases 1 to 474 code for a protein of 157 amino acids. Gene Ontology annotation, molecular function: DNA-binding transcription factor activity, RNA polymerase II-specific; RNA polymerase II cis-regulatory region sequence-specific DNA binding. The record is from RefSeq and is a predicted model, not a curated record. Gene Ontology annotation, biological process: regulation of transcription by RNA polymerase II; central nervous system development. The transcript has a single exon.
AUGUGCGGAUGCACCGCUCGUUCCCUACUUACAAUACUGAAUGGAAUUCAAAUAUCUGGUACCAUUUCAAUAGGUUGUGGGUUGGUUUGGGCUCACACUGGUGAAAAGCCAUACAAGUGUGAUGAGUGCAGCAAACUGUUCGCUUCAUUUCCAAAUCUUAAGAGGCACAUGCGCACCCACACGGGGGAGAAACCGUACAAGUGUGAGGAGUGCAGCAAGCAGUUUAGUUACCUGAGUGAUCUGAAGAGCCACAUGCGCAUGCACACCGGUGAGAGACCGUACAAAUGCGAAGCAUGCAGCAAGCAAUUCCGUGAGCUGGGUCAUCUCAAAAACCACAUGCGGACCCACACUGGUGAGAAACCGUACAGGUGUGAGGAGUGCAGCAAGCUGUUCAGCGACCCGAGUCAUCUAAAAAGACACAUCCGGACACACACUGGUUCGAAACCGUACAGGUGUGAUGAGUACGGCAGGUAGUUUUCCGGGCUGUGAAGUCUAAAAACGCGCAUGAGUUUUCACACAGGUGAGAAACUGUACGUGUGCACAUGUAAAAGCUACAAAAAAGUUUCUCUGGCGCCUAUCUGGAGAGUCACAUGUGGAUUCACACCUGGACAUGUGCGAACACGUGCGAACUCAAGUUGGUGGAACGUGGAAACCUAUCAAUGCCUGAUGGUCCUACAUACAUGUGGAAAGUCAUGCAGUGACAACUAAAGUCACAUUUCUUCAGCAUUGUAAAAUAGUGUAGACGUACGCGUGGACAAUCGUCAACGCUCCAACGUACCUACGCGUAUUUAUAUGCGUAUUGUGGGUACGUUACAGGCAUUAUGAUUACCUAUGUUGUAGUUAAACGAUGUGUAUAUUUUGUCAUUAUGCUAUUUGUGUUACUUGUUUGUGUACGUGUUCUAUGAUUCCACUAUAAUAUCAAGAAUAACGGGAACCGAAUUACAGCACAGUCAACAUUGUGGUCGCAUGUCCCAUAGUGGAUUACAACUAGAAGUGUAAAAAAAAAAGAAUGGUUGCAUGUUUGCACAGGAGUGACAUAGAAACGGAAAAACACUGUCCAUUUUAUGUAAAGGUGUUAUGGUCUAUAGCUUUCUACCAAGACACUUCGCUGUAAGUACAUAGAUCUACUGUAGGUCGUAAGCGUUUGGAAUUUGUUAUGGAAACAUGUUAGUUGUAGAUGUUGCUAGCUAUUGUUUCAUAGUCUGAUCCUAGAGAUGUUAUACUUAUGGCAUCUCAGUUUCUUCAAUAAACUUAGACACGAUA